Trichoderma harzianum CBS 226.95 is the source of this 897-nucleotide messenger RNA. RefSeq lists its product as hypothetical. The transcript has 3 exons. Gene Ontology annotation, molecular function: methyltransferase activity. The record is from RefSeq and is a predicted model, not a curated record. The coding region runs from base 1 to 897 and encodes 298 amino acids. NCBI's taxonomy places the organism in Eukaryota, Fungi, Ascomycota, Sordariomycetes, Hypocreales, Hypocreaceae.
AUGGACUCAGAGACAUCCAUGGAUUCAGAUACCACUAUGGAUUCGGAAGAUGCCGCACCAUUAAAAGGUAGCAUGGGCCGCCUUGCCAAAGAGAUUACCACUCAGGUGAAAACAUGGGAACAAUAUCAGAUCGAACACGGAAUGCUACUUACGACCUCCGGUUUCGAUAGAUAUCUUCAUGGAGACCGUUCAAAGCUGUUACCUCAAAUGCCAUGUCAUGUCGUUGAUGCUAGAGAGACGAUAAUCGAUUCUGCACUCAAGCUACUUGACCAAGUAGCAGGACCGUCCAAGAUGAUAUCACUCGCAUUAUCUCAGGUCCAGUUUGUAUCGGCUCUCAAAUGGCUCCUUCAUUUCAAAAUAUUUGAUCUCGUUCCGAAAGACAAGGCCGUAACAUACAAAUCUCUGGCAGAAAAAGCCAAUGUCCCUGCUUCUGAGCUUAUGCGAAUGUUACGAAUGGCCAUGGCGUAUAAAGUUUUCUUGGAAUGCGGAGGAGGAAUAGGAAGCAGAAGAGGAGCAGGAGCAGGAGAUGCGGUUCGCCACAACCGUUUCUCGUCAAUACUGGCCAGAGAUGAAAAUUUCCUUCACGGCCUCCCCUUUUUCUGUGACACAGUCAUGCCAGCUUCAGCGAAAAUAGUGGACACAACAAUGAGAUGGAAAGGCUCACAGGAGAAAAAUGAGGCAGCUUGGAAUCUUGCUUCUGGUCAUGAGAUAUCUUUUGAUCAACACCUCAGCCAGCAUGACCAGACCAGCGGAUACGACUGCUUAAUGAAUGUAUUUGACAAUGGCCGCAGCCACAGCCUUUUAGCAGCCCAUUGGGCCGAAGUGGUUCACGGUACCAUUAACUGGUCUUCCCUGGGAAAAGGAGCGCCUCAUGCAGCCCGUGGUGUCGGGAGUUGA